Tribolium castaneum (red flour beetle) is the source of this 3868-nucleotide messenger RNA. It is a transcript of the gene sas, whose product is annotated as stranded at second. Gene Ontology annotation, cellular component: extracellular matrix. Gene Ontology annotation, biological process: signal transduction; cell adhesion. The transcript is spliced from 7 exons. Gene Ontology annotation, molecular function: integrin binding; heparin binding. Bases 369 to 3650 code for a protein of 1093 amino acids. Lineage: Eukaryota; Metazoa; Arthropoda; Insecta; Coleoptera; Tenebrionidae. The record is from RefSeq and is a predicted model, not a curated record.
CUACAUCCGGUCGAAUAUUUCACAAUUUGCCUUGUCAUCGGGGGAAUUUGGCAAAGAAAGUGUGUUAAAACGCUUGGAUGUCCAAAUGAAGACUUUCGAACCACGCAUUUUUUAAACCUUUGACCACAUUGUGCCAAUUUUUAUUUUUGGAAUUUUUCACCUGAUGUUUACUUGCACCUGAAAAGGGCCAUCCUACAAUCGGUGAACGUCGCCCCACUAUCACGGUUAGUCGCUGGUAGGCUUGGCGGAGGCCAACCAUCGCUCAUGGUUGUACAACAGACCGCUGACCGGCCGCAGACCUACCAAGAAUUUCCCAGUGAUGUGAUCUAAGCUGCUAUUUCGAGUGCGGUGAUCGACUGACGAUCACGAUGAUACUCAUCGUUCUGGUGUUUGUGGCGUGUGUGAAUUGGACUUUAGCACAGUGUCCCGAAGGAAUAACCGGGAAUUGUACCAUCCGACAUAAUGAAACGUCGCCGAAACCGCCCCUGCUCCAAGCAAUGAACAUGCUCGCUGAAGAUGACGACCACAAAGGGCGAGCUCUUAAUUUUACAAUGACCGAAUCGAACAACACACAUGACGAACAUGGAGACCUUAGCGAUGUCACCAUCAACGAAGAUGAAGAAGAACAUGACAAAAUCACAGCUCAUAAUGUCACCGUUUGCUCAAAAGGAGGUUUGACGUACGAAGAAGGAGAAAAAUUAGAAAUCGGCUGCGAAUCGACGUGCACGUGCCGAAACGGGAAGAUGCAAUGUGAAGAUAGAUGUGUUAAACCGAUGGUGAGGAAAGGGAAGAAAAUUGAAGAUCCACUCUGCAUUGAGAAGGACACAGACGACGAAUGUUGCGCCGUUUUGGUGUGCACAGCAGAUACGGAAACGGAGCCUUUAGAAAUCUGUACGUUCAAGAACCACACUUACACUCGUGGCGAAUCGUUCAAUAAAGGCUGCGAUGAAGUUUGCACUUGUGAAAUCGCAGGAAAAACAUCCUGCAAACCGCGAUGUCCUCCUGUUAAUAAAACGAACGAUAAAUGUGUGGAAGUGCAAGACCCGAAUGAUUCCUGUUGUAAGAAAUUGCUUUGCGAUGUGACUUUGGACGAUCACGAAGCGGACAAGGAUUAUUCCAUGCAAAUGCAUAAAUUAAUAGAAGCUAAAUAUUUAAAUGAAUCGACGGUUGAAUUACAAUUUGAUCCGAAGCUGAACGAGAAAGAGAACUCGAUUUUUAUUGAAGGUAGUGCCGAUCAGAACGAUUGGAAAACUUAUAAAAUAAGAGCACAGAAAUACGUCGAUGUUAUGGACGGAACUAAAUAUCUCAAACUAGAAAACAGCAAAGAAAGUGUUAAAAUCGAAUCGGCUGCGACAAAAACUCCGCUCGAAAACGCUUCCUCAUCAGCUUGCACUUACAAAAACAAGUCUUUUGAAUUAAACGAGGAGUACAACGACAACUGUACGUCUCUUUGCGUUUGUAAAGAGUCAGGAAUGAAGUGUUUGAAACUUGAAUGUCCUACUUAUUUCGGCGUGGACGUUCUCGAUCCGAAUUGUAUUGAAUGGGAGACGGUUCCUCCGAAUUUCCAUCCGACGCCUCCAAACUGUUGUCCGCAAGAGUUGAAAUGUAAAAGCAACGGUUCUUGCGUCUAUGAAGGUCACACUUACCAAAACUGGCAGCAAUUGCCUGAGAACGUCACCGGUUGCGAAAAACGAUGUUAUUGCGAAAUGGGAAAUGUCGAAUGUCAAAAUACUUGUCCUCCGGUGACGGCCUUACCGCCCCCAACACUUCCCUGUCCGCCGCAUCAAGCAAUAGUGGAUCAUCUGCCAGAUGACGAGUGUUGCAUGUAUUGGGUGUGCAGUCAAGAGAGUGGACGUAACGAAACAAAGAUGAACGCAACGGAAAUAAAAACACCGUCGAAAAUCAUGGGACCGUUACUAGUUUACAAAAACCAUAACAAAACCGACAAUAAAAAUCCUCUCGAACCGUUCACACCUCCGAAUUUGCCCCAAGACGAAAAUCCAUACUAUCACAAAAACGAAAAAGACAAGUUUCUCGGUCCUUAUAAUCCAAAUUAUAAACAAAACAAGAAACCUGGACUUGGAAAUAACCAAGACGAGUUGUUACAAUUCAUUCACCAACAUCCCGAAAUCACGAAUUAUCCUUCGGGAUCCGUUGUCGAAAUUCACAAACCCUCCUUCAAUAAUCGCCCCCAACAUUUCAUCCCCUAUGUCAUCCCACAGAACGGUCAUUCGGACGACUUACCACCUGGCAUAACCCUCGAACAAAUUUUGCAAGAAGUGCAUAAAAACGCAAACCCGAAUGGUCAUAUUUUACCCUUCCCUAAUCAUUUCACUAACGGACCGGUACUUUUAGCCCCACAAAGUCCAAUUUUGCCUAGACAUAACGCAACGUUUCCAGGCCAGCAGUUUCCAGGGGGUUUCCCCACGAUGCAACAGGAUGAUAUUAGUGUGACGGCACUUGAAGCCGUGGACGCUCACACCGUGCGUUUGGCUUUUGUGGUCCCUUCGGUCAUUGUGGGCUUGCAUGGACGAGUGGAAGUGCGCUACACUCAUCACGACGAUUCGGACGUAAAUUCGUGGCAAUUGCAAGUUUUCGCACCUCCCAAUGACUUGAUCGCCACUCCUCAACUCGAAUUCGACCUUUUAGACCUCAAACCUGACACCGAAUACAAGAUCAAAAUAACGAUAACGUUGCGCGACCUCCACAACACGCCAAGUAGCCGAAUAUACAAAAUAAGAACUCUGAAGGAUUUAAAUGCAACAACUUUGCCUCCGAUGAUCCCAAUCGAGCCCGAAUUGGCCAUCAGCGACAUAAAUGCCACUUGGGUCACAGUGAUUUGGCGCAAAUUCACCGAAUACGAACUGCAAUUCAUCGAUGGAGUUCAGUUACGAUUCAAGGAAAUUGAGGGAAAAAUCUACGACGCUACGCCACUUAUCCACAGAUCUGUGACAAGUUACACACUCGAGAACCUCAAACCUAACACGAAAUACGAAAUCGGGAUUUUCUUCAUUCCAUUUCCGGGACAGUUGACGGAACUACACGCCGAACAUAUGCUGCAUUUUACCACAGCCAACGAAAUCGAUACUUACGGCUUCAAUGUUACUCUGGAUAUCUCUCAUAUCAAGUCAACAAGUGUUGAGAUUUCCUGGUCCGGAGUGCCGUACCCGGAAGACAAAUACGUCAAUAUCUACCGGGCGAUUUACCAAAGCGAUUCCGGGAAGGAGGAUCAUAGCACGUUUAAAAUCGCCAAGCGGGAUUCCCCCACGAAAACGGUCAUAAGUGACCUAAAACCGGGCACGAGAUAUCGCUUGUGGUUGGAGGUUUACCUCACCAAUGGUAAAAUUAAGACGAGUAAUGUUCAAGACUUUAUAACGAAGCCGAGGGCGGCGCCGGCUUUAGGGGCGGCCACCCAAUCGGAUAAAUUAUCAGCAGGGGAGCAAAAGGGCGACUAUUAUGGGCCCCUAGUCAUUGUUGCUAUCCUAGCGGCGAUUGCCAUUAUGAGUACGUUGAUUUUGUUGCUGAUUUUAGUUAGGAGACACAAUCAGAAUAAAGCUGCCAUUACGCCGCCCCCGCCGAGGGUUAGUCAAUCGGCCUACGAUAACCCAACGUACAAAGUGGAGAUUCAACAAGAGACAAUGGGGUUAUGAAAGUGAAAGACCUCGACUGGUGUAAAUAUUAGGCAAUAGAUUUACGUGUAAGAAAUCCUGAUUAAGAAUUUUGUAUUUAAUUUUAGAGUUAGGUUAUGUAAUAUAAUAUUCCGACUAUUGUGUAUUAUUUAUUUAAAUUUGUAGGAUAUUUAAACCAUUCAAGAUGUUACUGUUUGCAAUUGAUAUUUUCCUAAAAUUAAAUAAAAGAACUAAAAACA